GCUCCUGCUACUCAGUCACAAAGAACCCUGUCACACGCUCAGCGCGAGUGAGAUCCAGAAUCCUUCACCUCCCCGUAUCGCCUUGUUCCUACUCUUCUCUUUUCAACAUGCAAGCGUUUGGUGAGCAAUGGCCGUGCGCCGCACCGUCGCAUUCGCGACUCAGACACUCACAAUCACAGUACCCAAGAACCGACGACCGAAAUUUGAUCUACACCUGCGAAUAAUCGACCUCAACAAUGUACCACUCGUUUCUGGCACAUCAUUUAUAAAAUGGCACCUCUCCCACUCGACGGCCGCCGAGCAUCGCGGUCGCACAGAUAGCUGCCAAGUCAAAGACCACAAAGUCGCCUACAACUACGACAUCACCCUCCCCGUCCGUCUCACCGUCGACAAGAAUGGCAUGCUGCAGGAGUGUUUUGUCGAGUUGGAGGUCGUGCAAGAAUAUGGCAGAGGCUCGGGAAGAGGCGAGCGCAUCACGUUAGGGACUGUCAAGCUCAAUCUGGCCGAGUACGUGGAGCAGAGCGAGAUGGCCACGAUCGCGGGCGAGGAACCAGGCGUCACGAGGAGGUACCUCAUGCAAGACAGCAAGAUCAACAGCACGCUCAAAGUCGGAAUCUAUAUGAAGCAGACGGAAGGCGACAAGAACUUUGUUGCGCCAGCCUUGAAGACGGCGCAGGUCUUCAGUGGCAUUGCUGGUAUCAUGGCGGGGGAGCAGGCCGAACUUGAGGACCACGGAGCCGCGCCCUCCCUGACGAGCAAAUCUCGCGAAGCCGGCGAACUCCAAGACAUGUACAGACGCACCCUCGCCGCAUACUGGUCCGCACAACCCGGCGAGCUCAAGGCAGACGAAUGCAUCGAAGACAUAUUCGCUGGCGGAGACGGAUGGGGCGACCGCGAGAAACCAUACUCCCAGCAGCCACGAGCUCAGCCCUUGCGAUUCGCAGCGGGCGACAGCAGCAGCUCUGUGAGUGAGAGCGAGCAGGGUCACAUGCGCGGCGGUAGCACCGCUCAUCGCAAGUCACAUGAGACGCUGCGCCCCGGAGAUAUGAAAUCGAAUCACUCGCCUAACGUGCGGGGCCGGGGAAGUUUGGAGCAGCAGGCAUCACAGAUGAAGGCAGAGGCAGCGCGCAAGCGACAUCGUCCACACCAUGAAGUAGAUGAGUUUGAUCUGCGCGAAGAUCUUUGCAGCUGGCGUCGUCCAACCUGAAGUACCAAAAGGUACAGCUGAAAUACGAAUUCCUACAUUUGAUCUUGAACUCUGAAGUAAUGCGUCGCACUAUGACGCGCCUCACACGCGAAAGCGCGAUGGCAGAAUUAGGCGGU
Molecule: messenger RNA, 1323 nt
Organism: Alternaria rosae
Lineage: Eukaryota; Fungi; Ascomycota; Dothideomycetes; Pleosporales; Pleosporaceae
Product: N-terminal C2 in EEIG1 and EHBP1 proteins-domain-containing protein
Exons: 4
Coding region: 128-1207 (359 amino acids)
Source: RefSeq, a predicted model, not a curated record